GCACACCGCCGGGGAGGACCUGCAAAUUGUUCCUGUUCCUGUUCCUCUUCCUUAGGUAUUGUACAUACGUAUUGUACAUACCUAACCCAAGCAACCUCUCAACAAGCAACCUCUUAACUUCUUAAAACCUCCGUUUCUUUCACCCCCCUACCAUUUUCCCACUUUCCACUACAGCUCUCUACCAAAACCUAGACCGACAAUUAUAAACUGGCGAUCGAGCGACCCCCGAACUCGCACAGUAUCUUAUCGAGUCUUCGUCUACAAACAGCUCUCAGACCUUUUUUUUUUUUUUUUUCUUACCAGGCCUCUAUAUUCUUCAUCACCCCUCCUCGACUACCCUCCCUUCUGACACGACAGCGACAGCGAUAACCCUCGCGUCUCUUCUUAAACCCCUCUGUUACUUUGUCCGAUACUACGGUCUAUAUCUAGUAACGAUGCCCUGCUUCAAGGGCAUCGCCGUGAGCAUUCAUGCGAAUUCUGCCCCGCUCCCAGAAUAUGGCAUGCAAAAGCAGUCUCGUCUAUCUCGCAUCAGCACAUACAUACCUGUUCCUCAACCUCAGCUAAACCCGGAUACCUCUAAACAUGAGGCAGCCAAGUUCGCCAUUUCGAUAACGCUCUUAACACCCGGCCAUCCCAUUCCCUAUACAGCUCCGAAACCGACUGCAGCCAAUCCCUACCCGAAGCCUCUCUACGCGGGACCUCUGAUAUCCACAGGCUCUGAUCCUUCCAAACAUGCCAACACAGUCGCACCGUAUAUUCCUAUGACGAAUUCGGAGAACGAAACCAUUGCUGCAUACAUCUACUUUGACGGACGAGCUAAGGAAGAAGUCGCCACUCUACUACGACCGGGAGAAGAGACAUGGGUAAAUAGUCGUUGGGUUCAAGUUCCAGAGAGCGAAGGUGGUGGCCUCGCCGAACGUGAAUUUUUAUUCCGAGAGGUCGGCUUGGAACGAUGGCUUAAUGGUCUAGAUCUCAAGGGCCACGAUGCCGCGGAGAAAGUCGAGAAACGAAGACAGAAGUUUGAGCGACGUCAUCGCCGCCAUAGGUCCACCCCUCACGGCGGUGACGCAGAAACGGAGAAGACCCCUCGUCCCCGCGAUACCUUGGCGUAUGGGGGAGAGGACCAGUCACCGGUAGCAACCCCUGAUGAUUCGGACGACUCUUCUAUGUCCGACGACGACGAACCCCCCGAGGCUACUGGCCAGAUCAAAGUGGCCAUGUUCCGCGUGAUCGCCUCUGGAGAGAUUAAGAAGGGAGAAUAUUCACCACAGUUCGAUGCCCACGAUGAUGAUGACGAGAGCGAUAGUGGGACCAAGGGGGGUAAUAACGGAGCGAUCGACGCCGACGUUGAGCAUACCACUAGUUUUGCUAAGCCCAAGACGCUCGAUCCUAAGACAAUCAGUACUCAGACCGUGACUGGCAUAGACGGACCGGAUAAGCCCUAUGCGGUAUUUACAUUCUUCUACCGUGGCCAACGUCAACUCAGCAAGAUGGGAUUGUUCCCCAGUUCAAAAGGCGACCAGAAGGCGCCUGGUACAAAGCGGCGGUCAACCCAACUCGACUUUUCAGGGCUCGGUCCUCUCAAAACUACUGGUACAGUAGGCUUUUCGGCUUUCCGAGACCAGGAAGCUGAAGCUGCGAAAAGGAGAAAGGCCCGCAGGAAGAGUAAUGGUGUCAACGGCAACCUCAUGGACGAAGACAGUGAUGACGAUGAUGAUAACGAUAAUAUUCCUCUGGUUAAAAUGGAAGAUUCUGACGAUAAGGACGUCAAGAUUCACCUAGCACCGGAAGAUGCCAAGGUUACUGGGGAGCUACAAGCCGGUAUCGAUCGUAUUCGUCUUAAGAGACAGCACUCUACAGAACCAGACGCUGCAGGUGCGUCGGGUUCUCAAAAGUCACCCAGCGCAGGUCCCACCGGCGGAGAGCCGACUCCUACGGAUUCUACGUCAAGCAAUCAGCCUAUGCCUAACUCCGUUGCAAAUCUGCUUGCGAAUGCUUUUAAUGGCGAGGCAACCGUGGGAAGUCCUCUAAAAAAGCAACGUGCAGAUGACGAGACACCAGAUCGUUCCAUCAAUUUCCCGUCGGCUUUGGGUGAUGUGUUAGGCAGAGCUACUGCGGAUCAGGAGAAGAGGAUAAAAGAAGAGCAAACUAAAGUUCACCAGUUCGGCGAAGAUGAAGAGCUUUAAAAGGGCUAACAAUUUUACGAUCCCUUUGACUGUUUUGAGGUACCACUUAAACCUCGUUAGCCGCAAGACCAGUUAACUUAAUUUGCUGCUUUAACUAUUUAUCGGAGCCGAGAGACAAGUCGAGU
Molecule: messenger RNA, 2311 nt
Organism: Daldinia vernicosa
Lineage: Eukaryota; Fungi; Ascomycota; Sordariomycetes; Xylariales; Hypoxylaceae
Exons: 3
Coding region: 435-2186 (583 amino acids)
Source: RefSeq, a predicted model, not a curated record